Molecule: messenger RNA, 1836 nt
Organism: Nymphaea colorata (pocket water lily)
Lineage: Eukaryota; Viridiplantae; Streptophyta; Magnoliopsida; Nymphaeales; Nymphaeaceae
Exons: 1
Coding region: 175-1647 (490 amino acids)
Molecular function (GO): glycosyltransferase activity
Source: RefSeq, a predicted model, not a curated record
CUUUAAAACAGACCAAAGUCUUUACCAUUAUGCGCUUGAAUGUCAGGAAAAGAAAUCAAGCCUGCCCACGUUUCAACAAACAUUUGUGUCGAUGGGCAACUCUACCGAGGCUGUGGGGCUCCCCUAUCCGUUCUAAAGUAGCUCUCCAAGAUUAACCUGACUUGAAACCAUGACAUGGAUACCUCAGAAGGCCGCCAUCUCCCCGAUACUCAUCACGCACCUUCGUUACGAUGGAGAAAGUUCGGCUUCUUGGUGUUUCCUCUUCUCAUCGUUCUGCUUGCUAUGUUUGCCGGAAUCAAAGACACCGAUUAUUACAGGCUGAAGUACUUGAAAUCAAGCUUCGGUCUGCCACUUAGAUCUUUAUUCGUGGAUAAGUUUUUUGGGUUUCCAAGAAAUCAGAAGGGGAAGGCCGACGCCCCUCCGCGAUGCGUUCUCUGGAUGGCACCCUUUCUUGCCGGAGGGGGGUACAGUUCGGAAGCUUGGGCUUACAUCACCGCAUUGGACAGAAAACGAGGAGACCAAUUCAGAUUGAGGAUACUGCAACAUGGUGACCUUGAAAACAUUGAGUUCUGGGAUGGGUUGCCUGAUAAUGCAAAGGAUCUCGCUGUUAGACUCUAUGCCACAGAAUGUGACAUGGAUGAGACCAUCGUCAUCUGUCACAGUGAGCCUGGGGCAUGGUAUCCACCUCUGUUUCAGACCUUACCCUGCCCGCCUAGCGGAUAUGAAGACCCAGCAUACGUGAUCGGCAGAACCAUGUUUGAAACUGAUAGAGUUAAUCGGGAACAUGUUGAGCGCUGCAACCGCAUGGAUUCUGUUUGGGUCCCUACGGAUUUUCAUGUCAAUACUUUUACAGCAAGCGGUGUUGAUCCUUCCAAGGUCGUGAAAGUGGUCGAAUCUGUUGACACCGAGUUCUUCGACCCAGCAAAAUGGGAACAAAUGAGGCUCCCAACAAAAGGGUUGGUUAUAGGCUAUAACUCUGGUACAGAAUUCAUACCCAAGAACCAGUUUGUGUUUCUGAGUAUUUUCAAGUGGGAGAUCAGGAAAGGUUGGGAUGUCUUAUUAAGAGCAUACUUGAAAGAGUUCAGUGCUAGUGAUGGAGUGGUGUUGUACUUGGUUACAAAUGCAUAUCACUCUGAUAGAAACUUUGGUGACAGGAUCAAAAGGUUUGUUAAUGAUUCUGACAUAGAAGAGCCUCCUUCUGGAUGGGCACCAGUUUAUUUGCAUGAUACCCACAUACCUCAGAAUAAGCUGCCUGAGAUUUAUCGUGCAGCUGAUGCAUUCGUGCUGCCGUCAAGAGGGGAAGGUUGGGGCCGGCCACAUGUAGAAGCCAUGGCGAUGUCAUUACCAGUGAUUGCCACCAACUGGUCGGGGCCAACUGAAUAUAUGACUGAGCAGAAUAGCUAUCCAUUGCCUGUGGAUCAUAUGGGUGAAGUAACUGAAGGGCCUUUCAGUGGCCACCUGUGGGCUGAGCCCUCUGUUGAUGAUUUGAGAAUUCUCAUGAGAAAGGUGGUAAAAGAACCUGAUGAGGCAAGAGAAAGAAGUAAGCAGGCCAGAGAAGAUAUGGUUAGGAGAUUCUCACCGGAAAUUGUUGCAGAAUUUGUUAUGCAUCAGAUCGUGAAGGCUCCGAAGAAGACGGGGAGACGAUGAAUGAAUACCCUCUCGCAAUUGGCACCCAUCUUUUGUCCUAUGACGUUGAAUGUUAACACGGCAAGAACGCUACGACGUUUGGCGCACUACUUGUUUGAGGAUAUGCUCGGAUUUUGUUUCAUGAAACGUUUUACAGUUCUUGUAAUUGUUAUUCUCAUUAAUUUGCAACUUAACAAAAAUUUGCCCAAA